AUUAAUUCGAGGUCAAAUCGCUUAUUGUGAUUUUGAGGAUGUUAUCGGUCGAUUUACUUGGGCAGAAACUUCAGAAAACGAUACCCUACUUUAUGGAAAUUUGUAUUCGGGUUUUGACGAUCCAGAUAUUAAUAAUUAUUCAUUCUGCUUGGAAGAUGAACAUGAUGAAGUAAUGUAUGAUCUCACCCAAAACUUUCAAAAGAAUGUUAAGAUUGUAGGACCCGGGAUCACACCUUAUCAAGAAGAUUUUAAAAAUGGCUUUAUGAAACCUUCAACAGUUACAGGUUUAAGGUUUGUUAUUAAGUGUAAAGAUAAAACAAUUGGAGACAGCACUAUUAAGCCUAUUUAA
Dentiscutata erythropus is the source of this 349-nucleotide messenger RNA. The record is from the annotation of a GenBank genome assembly. NCBI's taxonomy places the organism in Eukaryota, Fungi, Glomeromycota, Glomeromycetes, Diversisporales, Gigasporaceae.